AAUUGAAUGAGCGUCCAUUGUCGUAGUUAGAAAUAUGAAGCCAUAGACUAUAUAGAGUCAAUAGACUAAUUUUUUCGUCGCCAGACGCCACUCCACAUUCUGUGGCGAUUUAAUUUCAGUGGAUUGUGUGUGUGUCAAUUACCGCGUGUAGCGCCGGUUUUUCGCAUCUCAUCGUCAAAUAUUUUAUAUUCGUCACAAAAUGGCCAUUCACAUCAAAGACGCUGACGACCUCAAGACCAGGCUGUCCGAAGCUGGUGAGAAGCUCGUGGUCAUCGACUUCAUGGCCACCUGGUGUGGACCCUGCAAGAUGAUCGGACCCAAACUAGAAGAGCUUGCCAAUGAAAUGGCAGAUUCUAUUGUUGUACUUAAGAUUGACGUAGACCAAUGUGAAGACGUCGCAGCAGAAUACAACAUCAACGCCAUGCCCACUUUCGUUUUCGUGAAGAGCUCCCAGAAACUGGAGGAAUUCUCCGGCGCAAACAUCGACAAGCUAAAGAACACUAUCCUUAAAUUGAAGUAAAAAUAUUAAUGUUAAACAGCGGUGUGUACGCUGCCUUAUGCCGCAGGCGGACACCUGAAACUUGCAUUAUUUAUAACAUUAAAAAAAAAGAGCUUUUUAUAUAGUGGAUGUCACUUUCGUUACAGAUUAAAAAUGUUUUAAGUUUUCA
Molecule: messenger RNA, 668 nt
Organism: Vanessa tameamea
Lineage: Eukaryota; Metazoa; Arthropoda; Insecta; Lepidoptera; Nymphalidae
Gene: Trx2
Product: thioredoxin-2
Exons: 3
Coding region: 200-520 (106 amino acids)
Cellular component (GO): cytosol
Molecular function (GO): protein-disulfide reductase activity
Source: RefSeq, a predicted model, not a curated record